Molecule: messenger RNA, 996 nt
Organism: Fusarium fujikuroi IMI 58289
Lineage: Eukaryota; Fungi; Ascomycota; Sordariomycetes; Hypocreales; Nectriaceae
Product: dioxygenase family protein
Exons: 3
Coding region: 1-996 (331 amino acids)
Cellular component (GO): cytoplasm
Molecular function (GO): 2-oxoglutarate-dependent dioxygenase activity
Source: RefSeq, a predicted model, not a curated record
AUGUCUUCUGAACCGCUGUAUCCCGCUUAUCUGCCCACCCGCUCAGACGGCUACAAUGCGCCGGUACCUGUGCCCCUCUUUGAAGCGGAAGAGCCAGGGCUUCGGGCUGAUCCCGCCAAAGCGAAUCUGCUAAAGGGCGCUACGACUGUUGAUAUUACCCCACGUAUCGGCACGGAAGUCCGGGGUGUGCAGAUUAGUGCGUUGGGGAGGGAGGGGCUUGAUGAGUUGGCUUUGCUAGCUGCUGAACGAGGUGUUGUGGUUUUUAGGGACCAGGAUUUUGCGGAUGUAGGGUUUGACAGACAAAGGGAGAUUGUCAAGCAUUAUGGGCCGCUUCAUCAGCAUCCUACGAUGGGAUAUCCGAAGGGAACUGGGCCAGAAUUUCACAUUGUCUAUGCCGAUGAGAAGACCGGCAACUUGAGAAAGCUUUUGGGACCUCGAACAACAUAUGACCUAUGGCAUAUUGACCAGACAUUUACCCCCAACGUCCCCUCAACCACUUUCUUCUGGGUUCUUGAGAUCCCCGAAUCUGGAGGCGGCGACACAGCCUUUACCUCCCUUACAGCAGCCUACGAAGCUCUCUCGCCUGCCUUUAGAGAAACCCUUCACGGCCUGAAUCUUCAUCACACAUCAGCUUCCGAAGGUGAAGUGCGACGAGUUGGCCAAGAACGUGCUCUUGCAGAAGCAAUCAACGCGACACAUCCUCUUGUCAUCAAACAUCCCGUCACUGGCAAACCAUCGCUGUUUGUCAAUCCCACGAUCGCUCGGCAGGUUGAGGGCUUUCUGCCAGAGGAGUCAGAUCACUUGCUCUCGUUUUUGAAGAAUCACAUUCGAAGCAUGGACUUCAGUUGCAGGGUCAGGUGGGAGAAAGGUACGGUUGUGGUUUGGGAUCAACGAGGAACGGCACAUUCCGCUGUGCCUGAUUUCCGAGAUAACGAGAGGAGGCAUAUGGUUCGGAUUAUUCCCUACGGCUCCAAACCGGAGUCUGCUUUCGAGUGA